UGAAUAUCGGAACGCAGCCAUAGAGAACAAUCACAUCACGUGUGUAAACAUUAGAGUAGACAAAUACGUCGAAUAUAAAUAAAAGGAAUAUUUAUUUUCUACAUUAAAAAUUAAUUUUCACAGAUACGUGGUUUUUAUAUCUGUGCACAAUGCAAAAUAAAGCCAAUGUUGAAAACACAUGUGAAAAUAUACGUAAAACCGCAUUUCCACUCAAGAACAAAUGGGAACUAGUACCAGCUUCUUUGAAGGAAAGAGGCCUAGUAAAACACCAUAUUGAUUCCUUUAAUUAUUUUAUCCGUGAAGACAUAAAAAAGAUUGUUAAGGCAAAUGAAGAAGUAUAUAGUGAUGCAGAUCCACUCUUUUAUAUAAGAUAUUUAGAUAUACAUAUAGGUGAGCCUAUAUUUGAUGAAUCACUUAAUGACAUUCGUAAACUUUAUCCUCACGAAUGUCGCUUGAGAGAUUUAACUUACGCUGCUCCUAUUAUAGUAGAUAUAGAAUAUAUAAGAGGUAACCAGCCAAUAAUAAAAAAUAACAUAGUAAUUGGACGGAUGCCAAUUAUGUUGCGUAGUGCAAAUUGUAGACUGACUGGUCUGACAGCUCAUGAAUUAUCAACCAAGGACGAAUGUCCUCAUGAUCCUGGUGGUUAUUUUAUUAUAAAAGGACAAGAGAAAGUAAUAUUAAUACAGGAGCAGAUGGUGCGGAAUAGAAUACUUCUGGAAAAAGACAAUAAAGAGAAUAUUGUUGCAUAUUGUAACAGCUCCACUCACGAGAGAAAGACUAAGACUAGUAUCAUCGGGAAAUCUGGUAGAUAUUACAUGAAGCACAAUAUCUUUCAGGACGAUAUAUUGGUGACCAUAGUUUUCAAAGCUAUGGGCAUACAUACUGAUCAGAAUAUCGUGAUGUUGAUCGGCACGGAGCACGAAUUUCAAAGUAAACUAGAAUGGAGUUUACGGGAAUGUCAUGAUCUGAAUAUCUUCACACAGAAUCAAGCAUUGAUGUAUCUCAAUAGCAAACGAACACAACCUAGAGUUUUUAAUGCAAAUGAGAUGAAAGAUGUAUUAGCAACGAAUGUGUUAUCACAUGUGCCGGUUAAGAACUUCAGUUUUAAAUUGAAGGGGAUCCACCUGGCCUUCAUGGUGAGAAAAGUGAUUAUGGCGCAAUCCAAUAAAAAGCUUCUCGAUGACAGAGAUUUUGUCGGGAACAAGCGUUUGGAAGUAGCUGGUUCCCUUCUAUCUCUAAUGUUUGAGGACCUAUUCAAACGGUUCAAUUGGGAAUUGAAGCAGAUCGCCGAUAAAAAUAUUCCGAAAAUCAAGGCGGCGCAGUUCGACAUAGUCAAGCAUAUGCGGCAAGAUCAGAUUACCAAUGGGCUGCUUUUUGCCAUAUCAACUGGCAACUGGAAGAUCAAACGUUUCAAAAUGGAAAGACAAGGUGCAACACAAGUGUUAUCGCGCUUGUCUUAUAUUUCAGCACUUGGUAUGAUGACACGAGUUCAUUCUCAGUUCGAGAAGACCAGGCAGGUGUCAGGGCCACGUUCAUUGCAUCUUUCGCAGUGGGGGAUGCUAUGUCCAUGCGAUACGCCCGAGGGAGAAUCCUGUGGCUUGGUGAAGAAUCUCGCUCUCAUGGCUCAUAUCACAACAGACGAACCAGAGGAUCAUAUUGCAUGGCUAUUAUCCACCCUCGAUAUGCAGGAAAUACAAUCGCUCGGUAGCCAAGAGAUAAACCAUAAGGAUGAGUGGCUAGUUCUCCUGAAUGGUGUCAUUCAAGGCGUCACGAGUCAUUACAAGAAAUUGGUGCACACUCUAAAAACAUUACGUAGACGAGGUUACAUCAGUAGUUUUGUGUCUAUAUAUAUGCAGGAUAAUCAUAGAUGCGUUCACAUCAGCACCGACGGUGGCCGAUUAUGUAGGCCGUACUUUAUUGUAGAGAACGGUCGACUCGUUGUCACAGCGGAACAUAUGAAAUUAUUCCAGCAAAAGAUCUUAAAGUUCGAAGACUUCCUCCAGACGGGUAUGAUUGAGUACUUGGACGUGAACGAGGAGAAUGACGUUUUGAUCGCGCUUGACGAAAACGAGAUUCAAGCAGAAACCACACAUAUGGAGAUCGAGACGUUCACCAUCCUGGGAGUGUGCGCCGGUCUAAUUCCGUAUCCGCAUCAUAAUCAAAGCCCAAGGAACACUUACCAAUGUGCCAUGGGCAGGCAGGCGGCAGGUACCAUAGGAUACAACCAACGCAAACGCAUGGACACAGUGAUGUACAAUCUGGUGUAUCCUCAAGCGCCUAUAGUAAGGACGAAAACAUCUGAAAUGAUCAAAUACAAUGAGUUGCCAGCUGGCGAGAACGCGAUUGUAGCUAUUAUGUCAUAUGGCGGAUACGAUAUCGAGGAUGCGCUCGUUGUUAACAGAGCCUCCCUCGAUCGAGGGUAUGGAAGAUGUUUGAUAUAUCGAAGUACGAAAGCUGUCUUGAAGAGAUAUCCCAAUCAAACGUACGAUAGGAUCAUGGGUCCAUCGUUGGAUAGCAAUACGAACAAAGUUGCGUGGAAACACGAUAUACUGGACGCUGAUGGGAUCGCAAUGCCCGGCGAAAGAGUGGAAGACAAGAAAGUGCUAGUGAACAAAUCGGUGCCAUCACAAUCCAUCGACCGGGUGAACACUGGGAGCGAUGCUUCACCGAAGACGCAGUAUCGCGAUGCAGAGAUUUACUACAAAGGUCUGGAGCCUGCAUAUGUGGAGCAGUCUUUGUUGACUAGUAACGCUGAUGAUUCUUUUUUGAUAAAGCUAUUGUUGCGGCAAACUCGCAGACCCGAGAUCGGCGACAAACUCAGUAGUCGUCACGGGCAGAAGGGUGUCAUAGGUUCAAUCGUGAACCCGGAAGAUCUGCCAUUCAACGACCAGGGCAUAGUUCCCGAUAUAAUUAUGAACCCGCAUGGUUUUCCAUCUAGAAUGACCGUCGGCAAGUUAAUAGAGAUACUCGCGGGUAAAGUAGGCAUUCUGAAUGGCGAAUUUCACGACUCCACAGCGUUCGGUGGUUCCAAAGUGGAUGAUCUCUCUGAGCAAAUGCAGAAGCAUGGUUACAACUACUUGGGCAAAGAUUGUUUCUACAGUGGCAUCACCGGAGAACCGAUGGAAGCAUAUAUAUAUACCGGAACGGUUUAUUACCAAAGAUUAAAGCAUAUGGUGCAGGAUAAAAUACACGCUCGUGCCAAAGGGCCAAGAGUGGUAAUGACUCGACAGCCAACAGAGGGACGUUCUAAGGAUGGUGGUUUACGUUUCGGUGAAAUGGAGCGCGAUUGUCUGGUUGCUUACGGCGCUAGUAUGAUGUUGAUAGAGAGGCUAAUGUUAUCAAGUGACGGCGUCAAGGUCGACGUUUGUAACAGCUGCGGGCUGAUGGGUUACAGCGGUUGGUGCCAAAGCUGUCGCUCCAACUCCAACAUAUCCUCGGUUACGAUGCCUUACGCGUGUAAAUUGUUGCUUCACGAACUACAAUCCAUGAACAUUGUACCCCGUUUGAAAUUAAGGGACUAUCGUGAAAGAAGUCAUACCGAAAAACGAAAAUAUAGAUAUAAAUAAUAAAGUUUUAAUUUCUUUAAAUGCAACAUACAUUGUUUUCUUUAAAAUCUGUGAUACUGUACUAUAGUUUUGACAUCGUGUCUGAUAGUUUGCGUAAAUAAUGUAUAAAGUAAGUUAAUAGAA
Harpegnathos saltator (Jerdon's jumping ant) is the source of this 3689-nucleotide messenger RNA. RefSeq names its product RNA polymerase III subunit RpIII128 (gene RpIII128). Lineage: Eukaryota; Metazoa; Arthropoda; Insecta; Hymenoptera; Formicidae. The transcript has 9 exons. The record is from RefSeq and is a predicted model, not a curated record. Gene Ontology annotation, molecular function: DNA binding; ribonucleoside binding; DNA-directed RNA polymerase activity. Gene Ontology annotation, biological process: DNA-templated transcription. Bases 150 to 3566 code for a protein of 1138 amino acids.